Molecule: messenger RNA, 1416 nt
Organism: Thyridium curvatum
Lineage: Eukaryota; Fungi; Ascomycota; Sordariomycetes; Thyridiales; Thyridiaceae
Exons: 1
Coding region: 1-1416 (471 amino acids)
Biological process (GO): positive regulation of transcription by RNA polymerase II
Cellular component (GO): nucleus
Molecular function (GO): transcription cis-regulatory region binding; DNA-binding transcription factor activity
Source: RefSeq, a predicted model, not a curated record
AUGGACGACGAAUACUCGCAGAAUCCUCGAUUUAUUAAGCUACAAGAGGAGCUUCAUUACGUUCUAUUCACCAGCACAUCAAAUGUGAGUUCGCCCAUUGGCCAUUGGCAGGAGUCAGACGGCUCCAUCCUUCAUGGCGACCGGGACGGCGGGGACUCAGGUGGCGUGCAGCAUCGCCAGUCAACGGAGGACGAGGGCGAAUUCGACUUCUCGCGGGUGCCUUUGGUUCCCCAAAUCAGCCUGAUCAACUAUCUCCAUAAUUGGAUUCACCAGCCUGCCCCUCUGCUGGACAACUUUGACGAGGAGCGCCAUUUUCGGAUCGAGGUUCCCAGGCUCGCACGAAGGUCGCCCACCCUUUUGUAUGCGAUCCUCGCUGUAUCGGCUUGUCAGAUGGAGCGCAAGUCAGCAACUCGUAAGGGGUCGGACAGCUUGCUGCUAUACCAAGAGAGCAUCCGUCUCCUCGCGUCCAGCCUGCCCGCUAGAGAUAGAGAUCCCGCCAUACUUGUCACGGCUUGCAUCCUCGCCGUUCUCGAGCUCAGCUCUGGCCAGCCGCGCAACUGGAAGCGGCACAUCGAGGGCUGCGCGAGCCUCUUUAGCAUGUUCAGCGUCCAUGGCUUCUCGGGCGGCCUGCUGCAGGCCGUUUUCUGGUGCUUUCCCCGCAUGGAGCUCUGCGGCGUACUCCUCUCCGAGGGCACAGAGACCACCGUGAUGCCACUACAUAAAUGGGUACCUAUCACAGAUGCGCCAAGCCCACUCGGGUCUCUAGGAGCUGGUGAGGAUGUGGUGACAUCGCUCUUUUUACAGUGUGCUCUCCAAUCUCCUGGCAUGUGUGCCAACUGGGUUGUAUAUCUCUGUGCAAGAGCAUGCGACCUGCUCUAUCGACAGACCCAACAGCCAGAAUUACACGCGACUCCCAAUGACCGGAAUGGUGCUCUCUCCUUUGCCGAGCAGUGGCAACAGCUUUGGGACACACUACAACAAUGGUUUGAGUCCCGCCCACCGGCAUUACAGCCGGUUCAGCGAGUCGCUGCCGAUGACUUGCCGCCGUUUCCUACCAUUGUCUUCCACCACUUCGCUGCCAUUUCUAGCACUGAAGCAUAUCACACUGCAUGCAUAGUCAUGCUGGAGAUGAGGCCAUCAGACGCGGUCACAACCGGUCCCUACAACGUGCCCUCCUGGCACGCCCGAAGAAUAUGCGGCAUCUCAAGGUCUAAUCCAAAUCUCGCUAAUCUCGCCAACUCUAUUCAGCCAUUGUACCUGGCAGGAAAACUCCUUAGCCAUCCGAGUGAGCAGAUCGCGAUUGCCAGGAUUCUCAAAUACAUCGAAAAGGCCUCGGGUUGGGGAGCUCUGUGGAGGCUGAACGACCUAGAGCGCAUCUGGGGAUACGAGCCAGGUGAAAUCAUGAAUGCCGUGUGA